AUGACGUUCACCCUAAAGCCACUUAAAUUGCCUCUGCUUAGGUUGUUUCGGUCAGCCCCUUGCCAAUCCCUGUAUAACAUUGCUAGCGCUCUCCGAGCCUCCCAACCCGCUGAGGAGCGUGCGCCUCACUAUGACCCUAAGCAUUUCUAUCCAAUGCAGAUACCUACGAUACUUGCAGAAAGAUGGCGCUGGCUGCCCCCACGUUAUAUGGCGAUAAAGGUCAAUGCAAACAAGCAUUCUAAAAAGUCUGCAGAGAAGGAAUUGCGCAUCACGGAGCGAAUCACCCAAGCAAAUAGCCGCGAAGGUCGGUAUUGUGUUCGCACGUUACUCGACUCAUUCGACUUACCGGGGCCGCAUGGAAAUCAUGUCUGCAUGGUCAUCGACCCCUUACAUGAGCCUCUAUGGAUGAUUAAAAGAAGUUUCCAGGGCAGUCUCCUUCCUAAUGUCCUAAGAGCUAUUGCUCGGAUGGUCAUCAUGGGUCUUGAAUAUCUUCACACCCAGUCGAAUGUUAUCCAUACAAGUUGCUUCAGCAAAAAGCAUUCACUGUUCGAGUUUUAG
Penicillium salamii is the source of this 558-nucleotide messenger RNA. NCBI's taxonomy places the organism in Eukaryota, Fungi, Ascomycota, Eurotiomycetes, Eurotiales, Aspergillaceae. The record is from the annotation of a GenBank genome assembly.